AUCUCCACCAUCCCAUGACAGCACUGCAGGACCAGACUGAGGAGGGUCAGACAUCCACUGUCAAGAAAUGCAAAGGCCAAGGAAUUGGAUCUCUUUGUUUUUGUGGUGACUGCACGACCUGGCUUUGAAACCACAGUUUGUUGAUGUGAAAAACAGGAACAACAUUAAUUUAACCGAGAGGAUGUUUGGUUUCUCACUUUGGUCAUUUUACACUCAAGUAACAUUUAUGCAGAUUUAUAUUGUCUGUAAAAGUUAAUUUUAAACUGGUGUGUAUGUCUGUGUGAAUUUGCUUUUACUCGCUCCAUCGACAAAAUUGCUUCAAGGUUUCACUUUCCCAGGCUAAACAACAAUAUUAAUCCAAGAAAUCUAUUUGAAGUUCUGUUUCUCUCUCCAUACUGACUGCAGUCACUUGAUUUCAAACACUUUCAAACACACGGACUACAGUUUAAAAUAAUUCCUUUUAUCGCAGGUCAUUAGGGUGUGCAUGCUGCCAGACAUCCUUAUCACCAUUUUCCUUAGAAAAUAGGGAUGUGUGUGUGUUUGUGUGUGAUUGUCACAACCUCACAAUUCUGCUUCUGGUUCAAAACUGCUUGAUUCUUUGAGUCAAAAACCAUUAAAAUAUGUAGCUGUAAACCUCCUGGCCACUUAAUUAGGUACACAGGACAAAUAAUAAAAUGGGCAGUGAGAUCAUCUGCUGCUAAUGAAAGCCAUGAUCUGCUUCAAUGUUUGACAUGUUGCCCCUUCAAAGAUGCAACUCUACACACACUGGUUAUGUGGUUAAGUGGUUAUUUAAAUUACUAUUGACUAUCUAUAAUUUUGAGCCAGUCUUGCCAUUUGGUAUCAACAAGUAUAUGUUCUCUUUUUUAGACUAUUCUCUGUAAACACACAACACUAAUGGUUAUGUUUGUAAAAUCCCAAUAUAUCAGCAGUUUCUGAAGUAAUCACAUGUCUAAAGGCAUUAGGUUACUACCAUGUGAUUGGCUGAUCAAAUAUUUGCAAAUAAGAAUUUUAUCCCGUGUACAUAAUAAAGUGGCCGGUAAGUGAAUGUGUCUGUUUCAACCAGCUAUAUGGAUAGUUCACCUCAGAUCAGUGACUUUUCCUCUUGUGGAUCAUAUUGUACAGGAUGGUCAGAAUCCCUCCAAUGGCAACGUCCUGGAUAAAAACAACCCCUACGAUAUCGGCGAGCUUGCCACCUCCUCUUUGAUGGGUCUGGUGGCCACGAUAAAGGAGCAUAUCACAAAGCCGACAGCAAUGGCCCAGGGGCGAGUUGCUCACCUGAUUGAGUGGAAGGGUUGGGGUGGAGGCGGCGAAGCUGGGGGACAUGUGGGCGGUUGGGGCAGCGGUAAAGGAGGAGGAGGCUGGGGGGGGAUGGGCGCCGAGCUGCAGGAGGAUGAACAAUUCUACUCUCAAAUGACGGAUGAAAUCAAGGAGGCUCGCUUUGCCGCAGGUGUGGCCGAGCAGUUCGCCCUCGCUGAGGCGUCCAUGAACAUGUGGUCACUGAGUGACAACUUAGAGCAGCCAUCCACCAGCAUACAAGCAGCACAUGGUCACUUCUUGUCUCAGUUCCUGCUGGACGGUGGCAGCAUCGGCAUUCCUCAGCACCUGUACAACAUCCACAGCCAGACUUAUGGCAACAGCAGGAUGACCAACCUGAUCCCUGUGCCACUGGUGGACUCUGUCUCCCCAACAUCGGCCUCUCAGCAAGACAAAGAUCAUCUCUUUGUGGACAGAAGCACUGUGAUGGCAGACGCUACUGUCCGACACGUGGACAGCAGCUCGCUCUCUGAGGAUGAUGUUUUUUAUAACUAGAUUCGCAGGAGAACAAACCUGACUGCCAAUUUAAGAACUCACUGAGACAACUUGAGGCGGCUGAAACACCAGCAGUGACGGAUUUAAAAAAAAACAAACCCAAAAUGUUUGGAGGGAUUUUAAAAGCCUGGUCAUCAGAUUCAAAGACUCAAAGAGUAUUUUCUCCAUGGCUGAGACUUUUGUUCAUGUGUUUACUGUUACAUUUGAAUUUUGUUAUUCAGUGGACAAGAGUCAGAAUAUCACAGUGUAAAUAUCUUGUUAUAAAACACUCAUUUUAGUACAUGUCCUGUGUAACACUUUUGAUCCUUUUUUGUUGAUGAUUGAACAGAAAAGUCCAGACAGACAGACAUUUAAAGUUCUUAUUUGGAUUCCAUGGAGUUGAAAAACAAACAACAACAACAAAAAAAUCCCAUCCAUGAUGAGCUAUUAUUCACACUCCUCUUGUCUUAGGGCGAUGGAUGCAGAGAGAAGAUGAGUGGAAAACGGAGGAGGGAGCAGUGUGCGUAUGUUUGCUGUAUUUUUCUGCACAUAUGUUGACAUGAGCGUGUGAGAGAGAGAGUGAGAGAGUAUGUGUGUGUGUAGUUUGAAGGUGUUAAUGUUGCCACCGUGUUGUUUUUUUUGCACAGGUUUACACAAUGUGAAGCUACAGGAUAAGGUGUGGUUUAUUCCCCUGUUGCAUCUCUGGUGUUGAACUGAUGAAGGUGAAACAGAACUAAAAACAAUUCCACCGUCA
This is a messenger RNA of Solea solea (common sole), 2542 nucleotides long. RefSeq names its product family with sequence similarity 131 member C (gene fam131c). The record is from RefSeq and is a predicted model, not a curated record. The transcript has 5 exons. The coding region runs from base 1045 to 1809 and encodes 254 amino acids. NCBI's taxonomy places the organism in Eukaryota, Metazoa, Chordata, Actinopteri, Pleuronectiformes, Soleidae.